CCCCCGGAGUCCGGACAGGAGCUGUGGACAGGGACUUGUGUUUUGGACCAUAAUUUUGGGAAGCAUUCAUCUCGUCGUUAUAUGUUUUUUUUUUUAAUUAUUAUUAUUAGAGCCACAGGCCAGUUGGAGAGAGAGAUAGAGAGGAGGGGGGGCAGCAGCAGCAGGUGCAUGUGGAUGGCGAUAAAAGUCAAAAGGAAACUCCCCACACGGCUUUGCACGUCGGCGGAUCGAUAAAAUACUUGAGCAAUCGCAACUAAAGCGACUUCUUGGCUCGGGGGGGAAGCGUAAGAACGGGUUCCUCUGCUUUCCCUACCCGAGAAUAGCAUGAUAAUCCCAGGAAAAAGCCGCGUCUUGUCCCGGCUCUCCGCACGCAAACAUGGAGAAAGUUAAUAGUGAACCGUAUCGCUAACUUACCUCACCGAGGACUUCGACACUCAGACUCUGUAAACUUUUUUUUUUUUUUUUUGGGGAGGGGGAGAAACACAGCAGUGGAUGCAUACACAGCAGUGAGGCUGUAGCACGGAUUUGUAAGGAUACCACCGGGGCAAUGGAGAAGAGGAACCGGGCGAGCAACCGGACCCGCUCCCCGGCCGAGGACGGUCGAGCCAAAGACAGAGUGGGCAGCGUGGAUCCAUAUGGUUUUGAGCGCUCAGAGGACUUUGAUUAUGAAUCAUAUGAGGAGCUAAUGUCCCAGUAUCUAGUUGUGCUCACCCGACGAUGCAUCAAGUGGUCCAAACUCCUGAAGGGAAAAAGCAAGGUGCAGAAGAAUGUAAAACUAAAGCGUUACGUACGUAAGGGGAUUCCUAAUGAGCACCGGGCUCUGGUCUGGAUGUCAGCCAGUGGGGCUCAAGACCAGCUAGAGAAGAACCCAGGAUACUUCCAGUCCCUGCUCGGAGCCCAGCACGACCCCAAGCUGGUGGAGACCAUCUGCACAGACUUGAACAGAACAUUUCCAGACAACGUCCAGUUCCGCAAGACGUCCAACCCAUGUCUGCAGAAAGCCCUGUACAACGUGCUGCUGGCUUAUGGUCACCACAACCAAACUGUGGGCUACUGCCAGGGAAUGAACUUCAUUGCUGGGUAUCUACUCAUCAUCACAAAAGAUGAAGAAAAAUCCUUCUGGCUGAUGGAUGCACUACUCGGUAGAAUUUUACCAGACUACUACAGUCCAGCCAUGCUGGGACUGAAAACGGACCAGGAGGUGUUAGGGGAACUGGUGAAAGCUAAAGUCCCCAGAGUCUGGCAGACUAUGGUGGAUCACAAUGUCAUGUGGACCCUGGUGGUCUCCCGAUGGUUCAUCUGUCUCUACAUCGACGUUUUACCAGUAGAGACAGUUCUGAGGAUUUGGGACUGCCUAUUCUACGAGGGCUCUAAAAUCCUGUUCCGUGUAGCUCUGACAUUGAUCCACCACAAUGAGGCUCUGAUCCAACAGGCCCAGUCACUGCCGGACGUCUGCCAAAGCUUCAAGCAGAUCACCCACGGACCAUUUGUUGAUGAAUGCCACACUUUUAUGCAGAAAAUCUUCACUGAACCAGGCAGCCUCUCCACGGCGACCUUGACUAAACUGCGGGCAACAUGUCGAUCUCGCAUCAUUGCAGAAGAAUCCUAAACUCCUCUACCUGUUGCUUAAACUCAAUACACAUUCCACUGGGAUGAGCACCCAACAGCUCGAUUGCACCUUCUUCUUCUUUUGUACUGACUUAAUGUCACAGUGACUACUACAUGCUGUAUAGUUUUGGUCUUAAACAUAUUCGGAGAUCAGACAGCCUCAGUGUAAAUAUAUGGUCAAAUGAGAACAUUCUUAGCAAUGUGCUGUAUGAGCUGACGAUUCCAUUUGAAAUUCACAUGUAGAUUGUCUUGUUAAAAUGCUGAAUUAUGCACUUUACUCCAGAACGUCAGAGACACUGUAGAGAAAGAAGCUUGGCACUAAAUGGCCAGCUCAGAUAAAUUAUGUUGCACACUGUAAAUGCAGCCAAGAGGAACCUGCCUACUGUAUUUCCCAUUGAAUGACUGAUGAAACUCCAUGCUGGCACUGCCCACUGUGUAAUCGAUUGUGAAUCAUACUGAUUUUAUGCCAUAUUUAUUUCAAACAUUUCAAAUCCGGCUGAUGUAUUUAUUGAUUUUGUUUAAGUUUUGAGUAAAUGUCAUAGUUCCUGACUUCAAACAUGAAUUCAAUUGCACUAUGAUGAUAUGAUCUCCACACAGUUGAAAGGGCUGUGUCCACUUUGUUCUGUGUUUGGGUUUUGUGGCCCAUUAAACUCUCACAGUACGGAUAUCAGAUUUUGUUGCACUGGACAAAAAUAACCUUGGCUUUGAUCCCAGCUCUGAUUGUUCUGUGUAAUGUACACCUGGUUGAACAGCUCAGAGUAAACAACCAUGUUUAUUUCACACAAUACGAGAUAAAAAAACAAAUCAUGAAGCUACUGUACAUACAUGAAGAAACAAAACCAGUGCUGGACUUUUUUUUUGAGGUUUUUAUUAAUUUUCAGUAAGAUGCAUAAUAGAAAACGAGAUCAAACCAUUUUCUAUAAAAAUAAAUGGAUCAAAUCACUACAAUUCAUAUUAACAUUCCUUAAGGAGAGGGCGGGGGAAAGCCAGAAUAGAAAAUAAACCCAUGUAUCUGUUCACUUGUAAUGUUAAAUACAUUUUAGUAAUGCAUAGUUGCACUCCGUAUGGCUGGACCGCCACACUGUUUAUACAAAGCAGCAAAUCCCUGUUUUUAUCAUCACAAUUAGCAGACUGUGUUUAAUUAGUUGGAUUAAACUAUGCCUCAUUGCACUAUUGGGACAGUUCAGGCUUUAAUCAGUCUCCACUGUGGAGGAAUAUGAUUGGAAAAGACACACAUUCAAAGCUUUCCCUUUUCUUAAGAGUCUCAGGAAUAAUCUUAUUUUUCAAAAGAGAUUGUGAGCAUGUGUAGACGCAACCUGACAUGUCUUUACUUGCACAGACCUUUUCUAAAUGUCUGACCAACAGUGGACAAACCAUAUGCCUACAUUUCAUUUGACUCUUCCUCUGCCUUUUUAAUUGCGUGGGAUAUUAAAUAAUAACAUAGCUAAAAACUGCAAUUCAAGCAAAUUCAACCAAUCCCUAAAA
This is a messenger RNA of Morone saxatilis (striped sea-bass), 3093 nucleotides long. It is a transcript of the gene grtp1a, whose product is annotated as growth hormone regulated TBC protein 1a. The transcript has 8 exons. The record is from RefSeq and is a predicted model, not a curated record. The coding region runs from base 548 to 1609 and encodes 353 amino acids. NCBI's taxonomy places the organism in Eukaryota, Metazoa, Chordata, Actinopteri, Moronidae.